AUGGCUGACGGUGCGCAUCCAGCUUAUUUAUCGCCCAGUGAGCUGGGCUCAAAAGACUAUUGGGAAUCAUACUACGCACGCACACUCGCGCACAUUUCAAAUGGCGACGCAGAGACAGACCCAAGUCCUCUCACCCAGGAGACUUCCGACGCAGACUCGGACGCCGAUGUCAACGACGAAGAUGACCCCGGCACAUCAUGGUUCUCCGAGCACAACGCCCCCGAAAAGGUCGUCCAAUUCCUGACGCGACGAUCGUUUCCACUAGCGCCGCGUAACACUCGUGCGAAGGGUCAAUCUCCGCCGUCAAUUCUAGAUCUGGGCACGGGGAACGGAAGUAUGCUUGCGCUGUUGCGGAAGAAAGGUCGGUUUGCGGGGAAGAUGGUCGGGGUCGAUUACUCGGCGAGAAGUGUGGAGUUGGCGCGCGAGUUGCAGCGAUCAAGGGGCCAUUCGGCGUAUCGGACUGAUAGUGAAGAUGAUACGGACAAGGACGAGGAUGAGGACAGUGGUGAAGAGGACGGGUUUGGAGCCGGAGAUGAAGCACCUAACGCUGCGUCACAGGGUGGAACCGAAGUUGCGCCAAUUCGAUUUGAGGAGUGGGACAUCUUGAACUCAAGGGCUCUGUUGUCUGAAACCGGGGAGAAGAUUUUGCCGAGUUCCGACUCUGAAACAUUGAGCUGGUUCCCCUAUGAAGAGGGCGGCUUCGACAUUGCUUUGGACAAGGGCACGUUCGAUGCGAUUUCGCUGGCAGAUGACGCACAAGACACACGCGUGUGUGAACGAUACCCCGAUAUUGCGCGACGGCUGGUCACGAAGGGAGGAUACCUGAUCGUGACUAGUUGCAACUGGACGGAGGACGAGCUGGUGAAGUGGUUUGCGCCUGAGACGAAGCCUGACCAGAAGGAUCACUUGAAGGUCUGGGGUCGCGUGGAGUAUCCUCGAUUCAGGUUCGGCGGACAAGAAGGACAAGGCGUGUGCACCGUGUGUUUCCAGCGUGUUUCAAAUGCUUGA
Penicillium diatomitis is the source of this 1008-nucleotide messenger RNA. RefSeq names its product putative S-adenosylmethionine-dependent methyltransferase. Lineage: Eukaryota; Fungi; Ascomycota; Eurotiomycetes; Eurotiales; Aspergillaceae. Gene Ontology annotation, cellular component: cytoplasm. Gene Ontology annotation, biological process: peptidyl-lysine dimethylation; peptidyl-lysine monomethylation. Bases 1 to 1008 code for a protein of 335 amino acids. The record is from RefSeq and is a predicted model, not a curated record. Gene Ontology annotation, molecular function: protein-lysine N-methyltransferase activity. The transcript is spliced from 2 exons.